UGCUACGUCAAGCCCGACAGAAUUAAGAGGCGACGGCACCCCGGCCACCAUCACGGAGGAAGUAAGUGAUGAUUUUGCGUGAAAGACGUGUAAUGACGAUGAAGAUGAUGCGUUUCAUGGCGGGCGCCAGCGCGCUGUAGAGGACAAGGAUGAGCAGGCGGCCAUCGGUGCUCGCCUUGGCGGCACUCCUGCUGAGCAUAUCCCCGGACAGGACUGACGGCAGCGGCGGAUCGGCGUUGGAUUCUGGACCGCAGCCCAGGUGGCGCCGCGGCAACGGCAGCCAUGAAAGCGCCACUUCCGGCUUCUUCACCAGCGCGUCCGAAGAGCCGCCGCCGCCGCAGCUGUGCGCCUACCAGGUGACGGAGGGCGGCGUCGGCGGCCCGCUCUGCUUCCGCCACACGCUGCCGGGCUACACGUGCCAGCGGGCGGACUGCAGGUCGGCGGUGUCCUCGGGCAGCCUCGCGGCGAACAUCCUCCUCAACGGCAGCGUGCUGCUCCAGUGGCGCCGAGACGGCGACGGCGACGUGCCGGCGUCGUCGAGUGUCUUCGCCGGGCGCCGCCACAGACGCCGAGGCUACGAGCUGAGCUGCUGGUGGAACGGCAGCUACACGCAGUUCGAGUGCGCCGGCGUCCACCUGGGCGCGGGCUGCGGCGACUUCCUGCUGACGGAGCUGCACGAGAACAUCCCCUACCGCGUGUGCCUGCGGGCCGCGGCCCGGAGGAGCGGCGGGCGCGGGGACUGCGUGGAGUUCGUCCUGCCGCCGUCCGGGAUGCAGGAUAUCGUCAUCGCCAUGACGACGGUCGGGGGAGCCAUUUGCGUGAUGUUGGUCAUCAUCUGCUUGCUGGUGGCGUACAUCACGGAGAACAUCAUGAGCCCCUCCUCGCAGCACACCUAUUCCUACCGCACGCACUCGCGACACUGAGGUCACCGCCAUCCGAUGUCACCCGUCCAUCGAGCGCAACAUUAAUGUGCCGCAGGGGUGUCCAAAUUGCGCCCCUGGUGCCAUCUUCUGCCCGCAAUCAGUUUUUUUUAUUGGCCCUAACAAUUAUUAUUAAGGAGAAUUAUUAUUAGAUAUUACACAUGUUACAUGUUGAUGAUUUGUUUGCUGCUUAAUCAUCACGGAGCCCGUUUGAUUGAUCGAUUGAGACUUUUAUUAGUAGGUUGCACAGUGAAGUACAUAUUCCGUACAAUUGACCACUAAAUGGUAACACCCGAAUAAGUUUUUCUACUUCUUUAAGUCGGGGUCCACUUAAAUUGAUUCAUGAUACAGAUAUAUACUAUCAGAUAUAUUAUCAUCAAAAUACAGUCAUCACACAAGAUAAUCACAUUGAAUUAUUUAAAUUAUUUACAAUCUGGGGUGUGGAGGGGGGUUAGGUUUGGUUGUUAUCAUCAGUCAUUAACAAUUGAGAACGGAGAAAUGGAUAUUGGAACAGUGUAGGUCUGACUUGGUAGGAUAUGUACAGCAAGUAGUGGACAUAGAGAGAGAGAGAGAUCAGAAGACAUAAGAAAAAGUAUUUGCAUUUGAUUGUUUACAUUUGAUUAUUAACAAUCCGGGGAGGGUGUUAGUUUAGGGUUGUAGCUGCCUGGAGGUGUACUUUUAUUGCGGUUUUGAAGGAGGAUAGAGAUGCCCUUUCUUUUAUACCUGUUGGGAGCGCAUUCCACAUUGAUGUGGCAUAGAAAGAGAAUGAGUUAAGGGGCAGGGGUCCCCAACCUUUUUUGCACCACGGACCGUUUUAAUGUGGGCAUUAUUUUCUCACUUGUGCCAGAUAAAUACAGCAAAAAUAAGCAUGAAAACGCCAAAUUGUUUCUUUGCAAUGAGAUCCACUGCAUUAGAAGGUCCAUCCUGAGAUCGGUAGGUCGUGAGUUCAUACCAAAGACUAUAAAAAUGGGACCCAUUACCUCCCUGCUUGGCACUCAGCAUCAAGGGUUGGGAUUGGGGGUUAAAUCACCAAAAAUGAUUCCCGGGCAUGGCCACCGCUGCUGCUCACUGCUCCCCUCACCUCCCAGGGGGUGAACAAGGGGAUGGGUCAAAUGCAGAGGACACAUUUCACCACAACUAGUGUGUGUGUGACAAUCAUUGGUACUUUAACUUUAACUUACAAUCAACCUGCUGGGGACUGCAGAUGGAAAUCAUCCUUGGGCUACAAUUUGUCACAUCUCUAUUUUAUAUGUUCAUUGGUGUGCAUUGUAUCAUGUCACAAAGUUAGAACCAAUGGCGACUUCCUAUGAGGAGUUUUAUUGUACAUCUAUAAACAAGCUUAUUGGUGUGUCUAGUGGGACAGGCAAAAGUUAAGUCGGACAAAAAGCAGUCGUUUACAAAUUAUUUAAUGUUUCUUUGCGGCCCCUAUAGCAAAUGCGUCACGGACCGGUGGUUGGGGACCACUGCAUUACGGCACACCAUGCACCGACAGAAAUGGCUAACUCCUGCCAUCUACUGGGAGAGCACUGAAUUAUUCACGUGGUAGGCUAUACCAGGAGCUAGCAGCUACACAACAGAUAAGCACACAAUAGCGCACAAGCAAGGCAUAUGAUAAAAGGGUCUUUAACUGAACAAUAUUAAAGUCUCAAAAAGCACAUUUGUCAAUAUAAACAAGUAUUAAAUAAUUAAAUUUGAUUUAAAAAAGUAUCCAGUAACAAAUGUGUCCACGUCGUUCAAUUUACUGUGUCAUGAGGUUGAUUUAAUGAAUUAUUGUCACUAAAAUCAAAUUAUCACCCCAUUUAAAAAACUUAAGUCUGUCAUAAGGUUACUGUUUUUUUAUACCUGCAAUUGUUUUUGAAUAAUUUCACUUGAUGAAGCCGUUUUCUAAUAUUCCAAACUAUGAGUCAAAUAAUAAUGGUUUUGGCCAAUAGUCCAAUAUUGUUAUAUAGUAUCGGAAGUGAAUUCUUCUUACAUACAAAUGCCCAUCCAUCCAUCCAUUUGAGCAAAAUACGGUUAAUAGUGCAAAAAACUAAUAAUGCAAUAUUUGAACAACAGUCAAUUUUUUUUAUUGGCCCUAACAUUUAUUAUUAAUGAGAUGUAUAUUACAGGUGUUACAUGUUGAUGUGUUAGCUUACCACGGUGUUUCUUAAUUAUCACGGAGCCAAGGCACAUAUUUGACAUCCAUUAAGGCACACCAUGCACCGACAGAAAUGGCUAACUCCUGCCAUCUACUGGGAGAGCACUGAAUUAUUCACAUGGUAGGCUAGCAGCUACACGACAGCUAAGCACACAAUAGCGCACAAGCAAGGCAUUUGACAAAAGGGUCUUUAACUGAACAAUAUUAAAAUCUAGAACAGCACAUUUGUCAAUAUAAACAAGUAUUAAAUAAUUAUAGUUGAUUAAAAAAAAGUAUCCAGUAACAAAUGUGUCUGCAUCGUUCAAUUUACUGCGUCCUGAGGUUGAUUUAAUGAAUUAUUGUGACCGACAGGUGUCACUAAAAUCAAAUUAUCACCUCAUUUAAAAAAAAACUAAGUCUGUCAUAAGGUUACUGUUUUUUUUAUAUCUGCAAUUGGUUUUUGAAUAAUUUCACUUGAUCAAGCCGUUUUCUAAUAUUCCAAACUAGAAAAUAACAAUAACAAAAGUACACUAUGAGUCAAAUAAUAAUGGUUUUGGCCAAUAGUCCAAUAUCGUUAUAUAGUAUCGGAAGUUAAUUAUUCUUACAUACAAAUGCCCAUCCAUCCAUCCAUUUGAGCAAAAUACGGUUAAUAGUGCAAAAAACUAAUAAUGCAACAUUUCAACAACAAAAUUAGUUUAAGAUUGACUUGAGAUUUCAUAAUUAUUGAAUGAUUUGUGUUAAUUUGCCUCUAGUUAGUUGAUUAUGAUUAUGAUAACCCAGGGAUUUUUAAAAAUUUAAAUCAACAUGUUUUAUUACAUUAAUGCAAUGAUGUAUUAGGAUGACAUUAAGUAAAUAAAAAAUAGAAUAAAAUGUGUGUUUUUUGAUAAAAAAAAAUAGUUUUAAAAGGAUGAAUUUAAAGGUGCCAUAUGUAGUAAUGUGGCUAUAAUUGGUACUGCAAUCACGGUCAAAAUUCUGUAGUCCCCUCCCACUCUCCGUGACUGAGGUUGCCAGAUACGCAGCCGGAUCCGAAUCCUACAAAGAACUUCAAAUGGCAUAAACAAAAGAAACCUACGCUGUACGUUUCUCUUGUUUAUGAUUCUUGCAAGAUGGUUUACUAAGUAAUUAAGCCACAUUUUACUCUUGUCGAUUAGCCAAAUGUAUUUGUAAAGUCACACAGAAAUAUUUUAGUCGGGACAGAUUGUUGGUUUUUCCCUACUAAAAUGUCUAGUUGGACCAUCGAUAAAUAAUUAUAUAUAAUAAAAUAUUAUAUAUGGCAUAGGCCUACUGUGAUGGCAAGCCAAGGCCGACAGUAAAAUGACCGCCACAUUUCGUUCAGCAUAACUCCACGUAGCAUCCAACCUGACGCACUGCAUUCUCUUCCAUGUAUGCACAUCACCAUCUUUCAGUGCAGAGUGUGAUUCUAUGAGCCAACCCACGUUACGCAAAAACCACGUUACGCAUAAAUCAUAUAGCCUACUACCAUGUCAGUACACAAAGUUAAAGAUCAUUGCAUGUAAUGCAUUAUAUUGUGCCAAGCAAAUACCACCCCAUAUGUGUUUGAUGCACAUACGGUGCCAGAAACCGCAAUUAGCCGUGCUAAUGUUGGAACAAAUUUCCUCAGUGUAUCAGCAUAUUGACAACAAAAUAGGCACUGACACUACCCAUAUCCACAUAGUUUUAUUUGUCGAAAAUAUAUUUAUCUCUGUCAGUUGGAUGACACAUUGACAUACAUGCUAACAGGCAUACAUUUCCCCCGUUAGCUAAUAUGUCGAUGUGUCAUUGACCGGGCUAGCAUGCUAAGUAUUACACAAGGAGCUAAGCACCAUCACACUAAGCAUUUGUUGCAGGAACAUACUAGCUUUGUUAGACAAGAUCAUAGACUGUAUUGGACAAUAUCGUUUACAUACAAAAUGUCCAUUUCCAUUUAUUACAAGUAAUAAGAAAACGUAAAUGCCGGACUUACCUAUCAAGGAGGAAAUUAGCAAGUUAGGCGUCAGAUGAAAAAAUCUUCUCUGCCUUCAAUCGUCUCCAUCUUUCAAAGGCAUCCCCAAUACAAAUCCUUGUUUUGUUCCUGGCUUUGUCAUGAAUAAGUUGAGAAUCGUAAUGAUGCAUCUUAGAUUUACUAAGGUCUGACAUGUUUAGUAUAUUUACCAGUGGCAGUAGCCAGACGAAGGUGGCGGUGCGUAACUGGCAACCUGGAUGUGACACACUCACAGACUUUUUAAUUGGUUAAACGGUGGAGGGCGGGACAUUGAAAUUAAAACAUUAACAAGAUUUCGGGGCUGUAAAUUAAAUUUUGAAAUGAGCAUAUCCCGGCUGAACUACUGUUAUCAGUUAUAAAGAUAUUGGAAAAGAACAUGGUUUAUUAAUGCCUUUUGACAUAUCAGGGCCAUGUAAUGAGGACUUGACAUGAAAUUAUUACAUAUGGCACCUUUAAGUAAAAUAAUGACUAUUACCUUAAACUACAGUGCAGCAAUGAGAUGGCAACUUGUCCCGGGUGUACUCUGCCUUCCGCCUUAAUGGAUAAACUACACUGAAAUAUUUAAGAAAAAAUGUUACUCGUGCAAAAUGAUAAAAAUGUAACUUAGGGAUGUGCCGAUCGGUAUUAGACGAUUUUUGUGAAAAAGUGUAACAUUGGCCAUUGCCGAUUUAUGUCUUUUAAUGCCGAUUGCAAACACCGGUCCUGUCUGACCCUGACAGUAUUUACUAUUGGUCACAGUGCUCCAUACACAGUGUGGAGCCACUCCCCUACGCUAACAAUAACUGCAUCCAUUACGGCCAUUUCUAGUUUCUUAAGUAUCAUUAUCAAUUACAGUUAUCACUGGAACACGAGACUAAACAAGUUAACCACAUUCAGCAGGUCAGGAGAUGGCAUGCUAAUAGCUAGCUUAAAACAACACCAAGAAAAAAGUGCUUAGUAACCUUGAAGAAAACCUUAAAAAUUAACUAGUAAUUUAAUAAGAACCUAAAGAGAGGAUAAUAUAACAAAUGUUUGUGUCACAGUUAGUACACAACACGUAAAUUCAUGAACUACCAGACAUGGUAGUAAUUAGAUAGCUUUAUUUUCUCUAUCAUGUUGCUGUCGUUAUUGUUAUUGUUUACAAACUCUGUAAAUAAUUCCAUGGACACAGGAAUAAGGACGAAGUGUAAAUAUAUUGUUACACUGUCAAUAGCACUCACCAUAAAUAAAUUGAAAAAUGUACAGUUAAUACAAGCUCUGUAUCAGUAUUGGUAUCGACCAAUCUCACUCAUGGAUGAUCAGAAUCAACAGCAUUGAACCCUGAUUGGAACAUCAAUGUAAAUUGCAGUCAGAUGUUUAUGAAAAAUAAAGUUAAUAGUGAGUGGAGCAGGGAGGAGGAGCAAAGUGUGCCUGAGUAGGCGAGAGAGAGCGAUGCGCUGUUGGCACUGACAGGCGAGAAGAGACACUGCGGUCACAUAAACUCACAGGAAAAUCGGGAAAUUUGAUAAAAGUACAAAUGGGAAAUCUGAUACCAAUACCCAUCUUGGUAUCAAUACUUUCGACAUUUCCAUACACACACCCACCCCUAAUAAUGAAAAACAAUCUGUAGAAAAGAGUAAAUCGGAGUCGUGGUUUGAUUGUCAGGCUAACGCUACGAAGACACGGAAGGAGAUUUUUACAACAAAGUUCUAAAGCUUAUUGAUAGAUGUAUUAGUUUGUAGGUGGGGUUUUUUUUUACCCUUCGCGUUCAUAUUUCGCUGUGUUUGUUGCAUUUUUGUUGCGUUUCGCUUGAUUGUAAAAUAUGUCGAUCGAGAGGGGCUGUGACGUUAACAUGUUGUCAAUAUUCAGUGUUUUAUCCUUCAUAGUUAAUAUUGUAAAUCACACAUUCUUUAUUUUCAUGUAAAUUCUGGGUGUCUCAUUCAGUAAAAAAACGUAAAAUUCCAUUCCGUUUUCUAAGGCGGUCUGUUAUAACGUUUUUAGCAUUCAACCAGACAUUAUUGUGAGUUUUUGUAUUGGUGUUCCUAAAAAUAUAUAUACCGGCCCGCAGACACAUUUUUCUCUCUAAAUUUGACCCCAGAGUCAAAAUAAUUGCCUAGACCUGCUCUAAUCCGAGUCUGCAUCAGCCACACUGCCUGCUUGACUAUUUGAAUUCCAUGACAAUAUUAUUUUUUAUAUUACGAUCACCUCACUGCAGGUUUUGAGGCCAGAUUCUAACUAAGCUGCAAAGCUUCUGUAGCCUCCAUCUUAUACACAUUGAUACGUACAUACAUGUAUCCCAUAGUAUCACGUAACUAUCAAUUAUCACCGACAACCUAUUUGCAGAUUUGAUUUUUUUUUUUUAAAUCACAAAACUUUCAGUGCGAUCAGCAAUGCUCUCACAUUAAUGUGCCGUGGGCCGUGGCGCAGUGGUUGACAAUCGCUGGCUUUGCAUACAUCAGUGGGGUUUUUUAAACUAUCGUCCAUUGUUGGGCCACCAAAAAAUAACUGUCAGCUGUGGCCCGUAUGAGCCGCAGGGGUAUUCAGUUGUAAUACACUUUUCCACCACUUGUGGCAGUAAUGACAAUACAAACAAACAGAAGAAAUCUAAAGCCAAAGUCAUACAGAAAUUACUUCAGCGCAAAAAAUAUGACAACUUGGGUUUUUUUUUUUGCACUUUAAUUUUUAUACAAGAAACAUCUAUUUUUUAUUAUUUAUUAAUGAUUUGGUUAGAAUGUAUUUAUUUUAGCACUACAUAAGUGUAUGUACAUUUUAUUUUUCAUCAGUUUUUUAUGAGUCCCCUCUUUUGCGUUAUAGUUGAUAAGUACUUAUAUUUCAAAUCAACCUGACCUAAACCUUGAUAAUAAUCUCUGUGAUUAACACAUGGUUUCAUACCAUUUGACAAGGUUUAUCCUGUUAAAUUGUAAGUAGGUUAGAUAUCAUUAUUAAAUGUGGUUCAAAUCAAGAGUAACAUUUCUAAUUCACUGUUAAUAUUUGAGUGGGUCCCAGACCCCCUCUGUAGUGGAAAAGUUGGACCCGAGGUCAAAAAGCUUAAGUACCCCUAGCAAAGAUGUCCCCAAAUUACGUCCCGCCAGCAUCCAAAAUCCGUCCCGCGGGUAGUCCCAAGUAAAACAAUAUAUAUAUUUUCUACCACUUGUUACUCUCAGGGUCUCCUAGCCGCUCAGACAAAUCAUUUUGUCUAAAAAUAAAUGUUCCCAUCGAUAACGUGACAUCAUCAGGUGCACACUCAGUCAAUUAGUGCACGAGGGGAAAAAAUGUCGAAAUUGUUGGGGAAACGUAAAAUAGACUCAGAUUGUAGAGUUUUUAAGCAUCAGUAGACAGUGUAAGGAAAAGGCAGUUUGUCUAAUCUGCAAUGAGGCAGAUUAUAUACUGUGUAUAUAUAUAUAUAGUUGAGGUUACUGUGGUUUAUCCAUUAUACAGUGCUCAAAACAGGGGUAGAGCGGAAUAUACGUUAGGUCAGGAAAAAACACAGAGGGUAUUUCAUCCCUACAAGCCUGUUUUGCAGGUUUCCCUGCUCUUCAGGGGAUUUCCUGAAUAUAUAUAGCCUGGCCCCUGGCCAAAUUUCUUUAACCCAAUGCUACCCCCGGGUCAAAAAGUUUGGGGACCCCUGCCCUAGCAUAUAUGAUAUACAUUGGAUGUAUUAUCUGUAAUGUACAAAAUGUGCCAAAGUUAAGACCCCCCCCCCUCUUUAAUUGUUUUGUCUGCUGCAAUCACUGAAGAGUUUGGACACCCCUGUUCUAUAUGGUGUACAUCAUGUUUCUCCUUCAAGCCUUUUGUGAAGUCUCAUGACGUUUGAGGACGUCCAUGUUUUGUGCCACUUCAGAGACGUUCCCCUCGAAGAAUUUGGCUUUGGAAGCUUCACCGUCCUUUAGUCUUUCUUUGUUGCGUUCAAGGCCUGUCAGGGAGUGUGUUCAUCUGUACGCCGGCAGUAAACAGCAAUAUGAUUCAUGAAAGGCUUUGAAAUACAAUACAGUACAUCCCAUUAUCUAAUGUUUGUGUCCUCACUGUAAAAGACACUCCAGUGAAUCACAUUCCUCUGUAUGAAGGGCAAUACGAUCUCUAAAUACUGUACCAAACACCGUGAACUACAAUACUUUUGUGUCCUUCUCUG
Molecule: messenger RNA, 9104 nt
Organism: Entelurus aequoreus (snake pipefish)
Lineage: Eukaryota; Metazoa; Chordata; Actinopteri; Syngnathiformes; Syngnathidae
Gene: fndc10
Product: fibronectin type III domain containing 10
Exons: 1
Coding region: 150-923 (257 amino acids)
Source: RefSeq, a predicted model, not a curated record